Messenger RNA from Poecilia reticulata (guppy), 1748 nucleotides. The record is from RefSeq and is a predicted model, not a curated record. Lineage: Eukaryota; Metazoa; Chordata; Actinopteri; Cyprinodontiformes; Poeciliidae.
GAUCGGACGGGGAAAAUAUGGCAAAGUGUUGCUGGUCACUCAUCGUUUCAGGGGGACUCCAAUGGCCCUGAAAGUGAUGCCUAAAGCCUCCACUAAACUGCAGGGCUUUCUACGAGAGUACUGCAUCUCCUUACACCUGUCCUGCCACCCCUGCAUUGUGGGCCUGUUUGGCAUCGCCUUCCAGUCUAAAGAGCACUACUGCUUCGCCCAGGAGUUGGUCAUUGGGAGGGAUCUUUUUGCCGUCAUCAAGCCAAAAGUGGGCAUCCCGGAGUUGUCAGUGAAACGCUGCGUCCUCCAGAUCUCCAGUGCUCUGGAGUUCAUCCACAGCCACAGUCUGGUCCACCGAGAUGUCAAACCCGAAAACAUCCUGCUKCUGGACACUCACUGCCGUCAGGUCAAGCUGGCAGACUUUGGCCUGGCCCAGAAGAGAGGAACCCUCAUACGCUUCAUCACAGGGACUUUGCCGUACAUGGCCCCAGAACUUUGCAGUGUGGCUCUGCUGGACAACCAGAAAGAGGUGACAGUGCCUCCUCUGAGCGUGGAACCCAGCCUGGACACCUGGGCCUUUGCAGUGGUCAUCUUCUGCAUCCUCACUGGUUACUUCCCAUGGGAGCGUUGCAUGGACUCGGACAGCUUCUACCAGGAGUUUGCCGACUGGUGCGAGACGAAGAAGAAAGUUUAUGUGGAGGAUGACAUCCCUCCUYUGUGGAGGAGGUUCACCCCAGAGGCUAUGGAGAUGUUCAGUCUGCUWCUGGCUCCAGACGCAGCGCAGAGGAGUUCAGCAGGAGCAGUCAGAGCGUAUGUGGAAAAAGACUGGCUGAGAAAAGACCAUGGCAACCAGCUGCUCUAGAUAAAUGUACAGAGUGUCUUUAUUUGGAGGYAUGUUCUGCAGGAAAAUACGUUGUUUAAACCAAAAAACUGAGGUAACAGUUUGUGUGUACUCACGUCAUAAUUAAAAGACAAAAAUUAUURUUCAGUUAGAAGUUCUAAUGUAGCAUACCAAAACUAGACAGCAUCUAUAUAUAAAUCUUUUUUUUUCCUUUUAGAUAAUGGAAGGUGAUGUAGUGACAGUGAUUUUCUGCCAACACCCAUCACCAUCUACAAUAACUCUUUAAAAAAUGUAAUUAAUAUGAGUUACAACRACAUUUAAUUUCUCAUAGAACAACAUUUUUGAUUCAAAAGGAUGAAUCAGAAACCCUUGAAACAAAGACAUUUGAUUUGGUCCAAAACAYGAUCUAUUCAUGUGAAAAUCAUCUCCUGAAUAGCUCAUGUGUAGCUAUUGUAUUUUUACAAGAUUAUUUUGUUUGAAAUUAAUAUUUCAAGUCUAAUAGGUGCAGUUUUGUUGUAUGUUAUGUGAAACGUGAUUUUAGUUUAAGCAAUUCACCUGGACAACAUGGAUGCUGAUCUUGCCAGCAGUAAAUUAAAAUGACCACAGGACAUUUUCCAAUUUACUGACAUUUAUGGACAACUAACUCUUGUGAACAGAAACCUUCAGUCCUGGAGUUCUUUUCUUAAAGACCCUGAAAGGUCGUUUUUAUCUUCUGUCUGAAAAAAUGUGGCUCUGAACUUUAGGGGCCUUUGAAUUUCUGUGGCCCUGAUCUCCCUUCAUGUCUGCAUCGGGUCACGGAGGGCAGGUGUGUGACUGUUGUAAAUCCUUAUUGAGAAACCUUUUAUAAAUGAGGACACACACACGCACACUUGCACACACACGCAAACACACGCACACACACGCACACACACACACACAC